UCCGCGCGGCAGUUGCUCCUAGACGGCGGCACGGGAUGGAGGUGUCCGGGACGGCGCGGACGGGGAACGGUCUCCGAGCGGUGGCGAUGGGGCGCUGCGGCCGGUCGCUUCUGUGGCUGCUGCUUCUGUGUCUAGGGAGUCCCGCGGCCACGCUGGCUGGCUACAUCGAGGCCCUGGCAGCCAACGGUGGCAUUGGGUUUGCUGUGGCCGAGCCUCAGAUCGCCAUGUUCUGUGGAAAGCUGAAUAUGCACGUCAAUAUCCAGACUGGGAAGUGGGAAACCGAUCCUUCCGGGACGAAAAGCUGCUUUGGAAGGAAGGAGGAGAUUCUGCAGUACUGCCAAGAGAUCUAUCCAGACCUUCAAAUCACCAACGUGGUUGAAGCCAAUGAACCAGUCAACAUUAAAAAUUGGUGUAAGAAGGGGAAGAAACAGUGCAAGGGCCAUACCUAUAUUGUAGUACCCUUCAAAUGCCUUGUGGGCGAGUUUGUCAGUGAUGUCCUUUUGGUUCCGGAAAAGUGCCGCUUCUUCCACCGGGAGCGGGUGGACGUGUGCAAAAGUCACCAAUAUUGGCACACUGUAGCAAAAGAGGCCUGCUUAACCGAGGGUAUGAUCCUGCACAGUUAUGGGAUGUUGCUUCCUUGUGGGGUGGACCAGUUCCACGGCACGGAAUACGUCUGUUGCCCUCAGGCCAAAAUUGUAGACGAAGCGCUCUCUAAGGAGGAAGAGGAAGAGGAUGAAGACGAGGAGGAGGAAGACAACAACGAUGGUAACAAAAGUGAAUUGCCCACCGAAGCAGAUACAGAUGACUUCACGGUAGGAGUCAUGGAGUUGAAUGACGACGAUGAGGAAGAGCAAGAAGAAAACGAAGAAGAAGUGGUGGUAGACCAGGAUUAUUAUUACGACAGCUACAAGGACUACAACGAAGAGCCUCCAUCUGCACCAAGCAAGGAAAGAACUCUCUCCCAGAAGGAAAUCAUGAAUGACGUGAAAGCUGUCUGCUCCCAGGAGGCGAUGACUGGUCCCUGCCGGGCCGUGAUGCCUCAUUGGUACUUCGACAUGUACAAGAAAAAGUGCAUUCGCUUUAUAUAUGGAGGCUGCGGAGGCAACCGAAACAAUUUUGAGUCAGAGGAAUAUUGUAUGGCAGUGUGUAAAAAGAUGAUUCCACCAACUCCUCUGCCCACUGACGACGUCGACGUCUACUUCGAAACGCCUGCUGAUGACAAUGAACACGCCCGUUUCCAGAAAGCCAAGGAGCAGCUGGAGAUCCGGCACCGUAACCGCAUGGAUCGAGUGAAGAAGGAAUGGGAGGAAGCGGAGAUCCAAGCCAAGAACCUUCCAAAGGCCGAGAGGCAGGCCCUAAUGCAGAGAUUCCAGACGAUGGCCAAGUCCCUCGAGAAGGAAGCUGCGAGCGAAAAACAACAACUCGUGGAAACUCACCUGGCCCACGUAGAAGCCAUGUUGGAUGAGCGCCAUCGGGUCGCCCUGGAAAACUACCUUGUGGCUCUGCAGUCCGACCCCCCACGGCCCCACCGUAUCCUCCAAGCCUUGAAACGGUACAUCCAUGCUGAGAACAAAGACAGGCUCCACACGAUCCAUCACUACCAGCAUGUUUUGGCUGUGGAUCCAGAAAAGGCCGCUCAGAUGAAAUCACAGGUGAUGACACACCUCCGCGUAAUAGAGGACAGGAUGAAUCAAAGUUUAUCGCUGCUGUACAAAGUACCAUACGUGGCUGAAGAAAUCCAGAGUGAGAUUGAUAAGCUCCUUCAAGAACAGCGAACCGAUAUGGACCAGUUUACUUCUUCCAUUUCUGAAUCCCCGGUGGAUGACCACGUGAGCUCUGAAGAAAGUGAAGAUUCGCCGCUCUUUGAUGAUAAACCUUUCCGUCCAUUCCAGGUGAAAACUUUCCCAGCUUCUUCCAAAAGUGAAGAUUCUCAGCCGGAAUUGUACCAUCCAGUGAAAAAAGGGUCUGGCCUGGUGGAUCUAGACGGGCUGAUCGGAGCAGAAGAGAAAGUGAUCAACAGCAAGAGCAAGCUGGAUGAGAACGUGGUGAUUGAUGAGACGCUCGAUGUGAAGGAAUUGAUUUUCAAUCCUGAGAGAGUUGGGGGAUUGGGGGAUGACAUUCCGAAAACGGACCGUUCUAUGCGCGACGACUUCAGCUUCAGCAGCAGCGCUCUCAUUGGCCUUCUGGUGAUAGCGGUUGCCAUAGCUACGGUUAUAGUCAUCAGCUUGGUGAUGCUGAGGAAGAGGCAGUAUGGAACCAUCAGCCAUGGGAUUGUAGAGGUUGACCCAAUGUUAACUCCAGAGGAAAGGCAUCUGAACAAGAUGCAGAAUCAUGGCUAUGAGAACCCAACAUACAAAUAUCUGGAGCAGAUGCAGAUUUAAAGGGUGUUGAAACGGUUGCAUCCCUGACCAGCAGAUGUUUAGGGGAGAAAGGGCCAAAAUAGUCCAUUGUUUUGGAUCAACUACUGACCAACUGUCACUUGAAGAGGACUUCACCUUACAUUCAGAGUUCCUGGGUCAUUUAAGACUUAAAUUACUACUGUAGAAUUUCAAUUUCCAUUCUUUUCAAAUGGGCGAGGAAAUGAUAAUAUAACAAUAUAUGAUAUAUAAAGCGUAAAAUGGGAAAAAUGGAUCUAUUGCAGAUAUUUGAGAUGUAAUUUUUUUCCUUUUUUUUUUAAAGAAACCUAAUCUAAUGAGAAAUCCCAAUGCUGUUGUAUUGUCUAAUAUACAAGCUCUCAAUAUACAUGAGAAAUACUGUUUUAUUUCUGAUUCUCUGCUUGCAUAUUCCCAGGGUAUUUGUACCCAAACACAUUGUAUAAAGAAAUAAUUUAGUGGCUCUUCGGUCAUUUUGGCUUGUAGGGUUGCAAGAUUCCUUCCUUCCUUCCUUCCUUCCUCCCUCCCUCCCUCCCUCCCUCCCUCCCUCCCUCCCUCCCUCCCUCCCUCCCUCCUUACUUCUUUUCCACCCAUUGGGAUUUUGGAGAAAACAAACUUCAUAAACAUUAUGGAAAACUUUAAUACAUUCUUCGAUGCCAGUGACCUGUACAAAUUCUGCUGCUGUGUGGCUUGGUUCCCCCCAUCCAAAAUCUAGACCCCCUCUAAAGACGAGGCGGGGAACUGCUCUCUCGUUUUAGGAUCUUCGUAGUGGGAUUAUUGGGUCAGGAUUUGAGCAGAUUAGGAUGGCGCACCUGCCUUGCUUUCGGAAUCCAGUCCUCGCUGUAGAGUUGGAAGCUUUGACGUUGGGAUUCAGCCCUUCCCUCCCAGCAUAACUUCUCCUUUUUAGCCUUGCCUAAUGUAAGCAAAUCUUUCUUGUUAAUGUGUGUUCCCCCCCCUCCUCCUCCUCCUCCAUUCAGGGUAACUCAUGAUCAUUAGAGGUUCGGAAGGCCGAUGGGUCUUCCUGAGGAAGUUGGCUGAGGCUGAUGAGGCAUGUGCAUUUAAAGAGAGCCACUGUCCUGCCUUGAACAAAAAGGAGAAGCGAAAGAAGAAUGGACCCACAACGCUGCUCGCCAUUGCGCACAGCGUUAUGCACCCACAUGGAAACACAGUUUGCGAAACAAGAGGGAAGGAAUCGCCGGGCACUGAUGUGUCAAAAGAAUUGUUCCAUUAAUCAUCAUGUCUUUGUAAUAAUGCCUGUAUAGUUGGUGUUAAUCCUCACAGCGUUUUUUUUUUUAAAAGAAAAAUUCUCGAGGUUCUGAUAAACCUGUGUUGUAAUUUUUCCCCCCACUCUUUUUUUUUGUGUGUACAUUUUCUUUUUCACUUCCAAACCCACCCACCCCACCCCACCCCGGUAUAAUUUCUCUUCCCACUAUGCACAGAUUUACUUAACCUGCAAAAUUCCCUGGUGUGGUCUGUGGGGAAUGUAGAAAAAGUUGGAAACUCAUCAAUAAACUCCUUUAACUUCCA
Molecule: messenger RNA, 3899 nt
Organism: Thamnophis elegans (Western terrestrial garter snake)
Lineage: Eukaryota; Metazoa; Chordata; Lepidosauria; Squamata; Natricidae
Gene: APLP2
Product: amyloid beta precursor like protein 2
Exons: 18
Coding region: 36-2381 (781 amino acids)
Biological process (GO): central nervous system development; axonogenesis
Cellular component (GO): membrane
Molecular function (GO): transition metal ion binding; serine-type endopeptidase inhibitor activity; heparin binding
Source: RefSeq, a predicted model, not a curated record